Haemorhous mexicanus (house finch) is the source of this 3842-nucleotide messenger RNA. It is a transcript of the gene CPPED1, whose product is annotated as calcineurin like phosphoesterase domain containing 1. NCBI's taxonomy places the organism in Eukaryota, Metazoa, Chordata, Aves, Passeriformes, Fringillidae. The record is from RefSeq and is a predicted model, not a curated record. Gene Ontology annotation, molecular function: hydrolase activity. The transcript has 15 exons. The coding region runs from base 1862 to 2797 and encodes 311 amino acids.
CAUUGGUGAGACUGGCUGAGGGGACGGGAAAGAAACACAGCACAACCUUCAGAGCCAGGGGCUACCAUCAGCAGAGCUGGGCAGAGGCAAGGAACCAGCAUCACUGGGGAUCUCUCAGUUAGAUGUGAGCCAAGGAACGUCAGACGAAGGCCUGGAAAGGGGUGCCCUCUGUUUUUGAACUCUGGCAUUGGCACAGGGAAUGCUUGACAAGUGCAGGGGUGCUGCUGCAAGAGAGCACAGGCGAAUGGGAGAUCUGAGAACUGGCCUCUGCAGAGGUGGUAUGUUGGGGAGGUGUGCUGGGGCACCAGCAGCAGGGUGUCAAUAGGAUAUAAAUUAUGUUUAGCUGCAAUGAACUUUUUGAGGAACCUGGUGACUUGAUGUGAGUUUCUGAAACAUGCUGCAUGGCUGAUGGAAGGUUGAGUAUAAAAGUCACAUAAAAGCCUUUAGGGACUGCAGAACAUUUUUGGAGAAUUUUCCUGUUCUCUCUGCUAUGUUCUCCAGAGGGUGGAAACGGAAGAAGAGACGACAACAAUGUCACACACUUAAAUACAUGCCAGAGCACAAUGAACUGCAGGGAGAGUCUCAUGAUGAGAGACAGAUCUUGUAUCAGCACUGAAUUACAGCCAUUUCUAUGGAAAUGGAAGGUUUGAAGCUUGGGAGAAAGCAGCAACAAAUUUCCCAUCAGACAAGAAGAUGGCUCCAAGAUAACAGCCCAGAGCAAACCUUCAGGUGAUCUUCCCUUUGGAUCCUUCUGUGUGUGCAGAGGACACAGCACCAGUAACUCCUCUGCCUCAUUUUCAAAGAUCACAAGCUCCAAAUUCAAGGAUGGUCUGCUGUGAGCAGAAAAGCAAGCAAAGGCAGCAGGAGGCAUACAUUGAUGGUCAAGGAGCUCCUGAUAAACACAACCACAAAGGAGAGGCGGGCAAGAAAUGGAAGCAGAGACAGCUGACCCAAAGAGAUUCUGUCCAAGGUUGGAGGGCUGGGGUUAGGAGAGCCAAAGCUCACCUAGAGCUCAAUCUGAUGAGCUACAUGAAGAGUUACCAGAAAGGCUUCUACACUACAUCAGCACCGAAUGGGGCUGGGGCCCUGGUGACAAAGGACAUGGAAAAGGCUGUUGUGUUCAGUAACCUUCUUUGCCUCUUACCUUUCCUGCUGAGACCUUCCCUCAGGAGUCCAGUUCUGAGACCACUGGGAAGGUUUGGAGCAGAUUCCACCUUGGUGGAGGAAGGCCAGGCUGGGGAGCACUGAAACAAGCAGGACAGGCACAAGGCCAUGCACAGGACAGGCUGUGCCCACGUGUGCCAAGGGCCACUGUGAGCACUGCCUGCCAGCCUGGAAACACUCUGGAGAGUGUUUCCACUCUCCAGAGAGGACUUUUCCCUCUUCAAGAAGGACUCUCCAGAGCAUUACAGCUCACCAUUUUAUUUCCUUAGAAACUUCUCUGACACCAGUCUCUUCACGAGGAAAAACAGGAAUUUUCUGUCACUCAGAAGAGAAAGGGAUGCCCAAAUUUCCCUCAAAUCAGAACAAAAAGGGAAAGCAGAUCUAGCUGAAAACUCCUGCUAGCUUCCUGGCUUCUCAAAACACUUCUCAGCUCUUGGUGUGUUUGCACAUUCUCCACAAGGAUUAAGAAGACAGGUGCAGUUGCAUUUACAGAACAAUCUCCUCCAUGCAACAGAGGUAUGCUUAACAAGUUGAGAAACAUCAAAGAUUUCCUGGUUUCACACCAUCAUCUUCUACUUUCAAGACUUCAAGAAUUUCAAGACUUCUCUUUUUGAUAUUGCUUUAAGUGAGUAGUUGCUGGUGAUACCUAAAUGAGGGAGCACGUUUAAACACUGAGGAAACCUGACGAGAACAACCCAUGAAGGAACACAAAGGAAGGUUGCCGGUGCUUUUACACAAGGGGUUACUUCGGUUCGCAGAUUCUGAGUACCAAUGGAAAGGGCCCUUCUACUUCAUCCAAGGAGCAGAUCCUCAGUUUGGACUGAUGAAGGCUUGGACACAUGGAGACACUAAUAAUGGAGAUGAUGAAUGGGGAGAAGAAAUUAAAUUAGCAGAGCAAGCAGUUCAGGCUGUUAACAAACUAAACCCUAAACCCAAGUUCUUUGUGCUGUGUGGAGACCUUGUGCAUGGAAUGCCAGGAACCCGAUGGAAAAAAAACCAGGAGCAAGAUUUAAAGAAUGUUCUGAAAAACACUGACCAGGACAUACCACUGGUAUUUGUCAGUGGGAAUCAUGAUAUUGGCAAUACUCCAUCCAGAGAAACCAUAGAUGAAUAUUGCCAGAACUGGGGAGAUGACUACUUCAGCUUUUGGGUUGGCGGUGUUUUCUUUCUUGUGUUGAAUUCUCAGCUAUACUUUGAUUCUUCCAAGUGCCCUGAGUUAAGGCAAGCCCAGGAUGCCUGGCUUGAUGAGCAGCUGGCUGCUGCUGCAAACCAAAAAUGCAAGCAUAUAAUUGUGUUUCAGCACAUCCCUCUGUUUCUGAGCCAACCUGAUGAAGACGACGAUUACUUCAACUUGGAGAAAUCAGUUCGUCAGGAGAUAAUGGAAAAGUUUCAUAAAGCAGGCAUUAGAGCUGUAUUUUCUGGGCAUUACCACAGGAAUGCUGGAGGGUCCUACAAAGGCCUGGAAAUGGUGGUGUCAUCAGCUAUAGGAUGUCAGCUGGGACAGGACACACACGGCCUUCGAGUGGUGGUUGUGACAGAGGACAAGGUGGUGCACAGAUACUACAGCUUAACUGAACUGGGCAGCCAAGGCAUAGAGAAGGAGCUGCUGGAUAUGCUUGCUAAGCAAAAGUAGGCUGUGUCAAAAGAUAUUUUUCUGUGUUAGAUAAAUGUAAACAGUUCCCUAAAGUUUCCCCAAGCAGAACUACAGAUUUCUGACUGCAGUGUCCCAGAACAGGUCUCAGUUUGUUGUCGUCCUAAAUAACAAGGAAGCUGUUGACCUGUUUUUCUUUUUGAAAAUGAGACCUAUGAGGAAUAUGGGAGAAGAGCAGAGCAAAUAUGGUAAUGUGUGAUUGAAAAGUACAGUUCUUAAAAUUUUCACUUUGCCCCUAGGUAAUACUUCCUUAUUACCGAGAAACUGGUGUCUGUAACCCUUGAACUUGAGAGGGUAUUUCAAAACCAAUAAAUGUAAUAAUUUCUGUUACCUUCUGGACAGUAUAAAUGGGGCACAUUUUACAGAAACAAAUCUCAAAAAAUGUGAAAUUAGCAGACUACUGAAUUUUAGCAACUUUUGAAUCAUAUCCUGUUACCUUUGUGUCAUACUUUCUCCCAUUUCCCACACUUUAUUUUCUUAGCUCUUCAGAGCCAGGAGCAAUAGGAGAGCAGACACAUUCUGGUUUGCAGUCACAGCUUGGGUUUCUGUUAAAUCUGUUAUAAAGUUUUAUAUAAUGUUAUAUAGUUUUAUAGUUUCCAUUAUAUAGUUUUAUAUAAUGAAAAGUCUGUAAAUGAGGCUGAUAUAAAUGUCACUGACAGAAACUAAGGGUAAAACAACUACUUCCAUUUUGAAAUUUCACUGCCCUUCAAUUAGCAUAUAGCCUGGCUCUAGCUAUGGAAGUUGCAAUAAUUGCAUGGGGAGAAUAUUCUGUACAGAAUACUGUAAUCAGAAGUCACUUUGUUGAUUCCUAGACAAACAGAGAACUUUGAUUUCCAAAUGCAAUGUAGAGUGCCUUACUGUGAGGCACUACAGAAUACUACAGAAUAUUGAAAACCCUCAAAAGUAUGUUUUCUUCACUGCAAUAAGUCUUUUAAAACAAAUUUACAAAAUUGUUUACAUGCUGCAAUCCACUCUUUUUUUAGCAAGUGUAUCUAAUUUGUUGCAAAUAAAGUCCUCAUGUAAUUAA